CUAGCAAUAAACAUGUACAAUCUGCCGUCAAUAUACAAAGCUAGAAACGAAAUAUUACGCAGCUGGAGGCUGAACAGCAUAUUAGGUCUUCCCCUGGCCUGGAAUCAGAGAAAUGCUAUUGGCGCAUCCAUUCCUUACAGCAUCAUCUCUCCUGCAUGGGUCCGAGCGUGCUAUUGGGCUUGCCUGGCCCAUGGGCCAAGGACGAUCGCGAGCCGUCCGAUCACUACACGACCAAGAUCGGCGGCCUACCUGACUGGCCCCCCUGGGUGGCUCACCCACCGCCGCAGCUGCUCAAGUGCUCCCUGUGCGAUGGGCCGCUCUCCCUCGUGCUGCAGGCUUAUGCACCGCUCUCCCUUCCCUCAGCAGCAGAUGCAGCAGCAGCAGGGGUGACACGUGGCAGCAGGCAAUUGGAGGAGCGGGUUCUCUACAUGUUUGCAUGCGCCAAUGGGGGAAAGGAGGGGGAGGAGGCUGCUUCCGCGCCAACCCCCCUUGGGGACCUCUCAUCUGUGUUUGGGGACGUGGCGCCUCUGUGUUGCGACAGGCUGUGCUACAAGCGAAAGGCGCCGCUGGUGCGGCCGCAAGCAAGAAACGCAAUGUGGAGGCGUUGCUCUGGUUUUUCCCAAGCAGAAAGCUAAUCAAAGCAUCGUUCACCGUAGCAGCGUUCGUCAGAGCUAGUCGCAUCUCAUGCAGGGACGUUUACUCUCAAAGCUGAGACCUUUCCCCGUUUUUCCCGUGGCCAAGCUCUUCCUUUCCCAGUUCUCUCUCUGCUCUCGUCAUUUAUUCUCUCCGCCCUGCUCCCUGUGCUCUUGUUCUAUCCUUCCUCACCUCCUGUUGCCCUGGUCUCUGCAGGUGGCGGAUCAUUCGCAUGCAGCAGCUCCCCUCCCAGCAACCGCCGCCACCACCACCAGCACCAGAACCGGCACAAGCAGCAGCAGCAGCAGCAGCAGCAGCAGUGGCAGCCUCCACAUGGGCAGAUGCGAGUCCCUGGGAUGCUGGCAGCACAGCAGCGGGAGAUAACUGGGGGCUUCCAGACCCAGGCUCAGGUGCUCCAGGUGCUCUUUCAGGCGUCUUUGCCACACCAGGACAAGAUGUUGGUGUGGUAGGAGGAGGGUGGGGCACCGGGACAUGUGACAGUAACGAAUUCGGUUCCACAUUACAAGACGCGCCCCUUUCCUCACUAGACGCUCUGACAGCGUCAAUCAGCGCCGCCGCUGCCAGGGCGGCUGCUAGCACUGUUGUGGAGAAUCAUGCAGUGGGGGGGAGGAAGGGAGGUGCAGGCAGAAAAGCAUCCCCAGGCGCAGCAGCAGCAGCAGCCGCACCAGUGGCAUCAAGUACGAGUGGCGCAACGCCAGCUGAGACUCUUCCUCUCCGUGUGCUGCCGUGCUUCUACCUGUUCUCCGAGGACGAGGAGGCGACCAGCAGAAGCAAGAGCAGGGGAGCAGCGGCCUCACCAGCAGCAGCAGCAGCGGCAGCAGCAGCUGAAGCAUGUGGCUCCAUAGACAGGGGGAACGGGCUGGCAGGGAUGCAGGUGGAGGGGGGGGUGGGGGAGGGCGAGGCGUGGGAGGGCGAGGGGUAUGAGUAUGACCAGGCGCGCACCGUGGGUCGGCCGUACCUGAGGUUCAAGAAGCGGCUCGACAAGCACCCGGAGCAGUGCGUCAGGUACCGCUUCAACGGUCAGCCCAUCUGGCCCAUCGCCCCACCGCCGCACCUCCCACAGGCGUCCCACCACUGCUCGUUGUGCGGCGCCCCCCGCGUGUUUGAGCUGCAGCUGAUGCCGCCGCUGCUCUUCUUCCUCCUGGAGGCGCUGAGAGAGCGGCAGGCGGAGGGGUCUGAGAGGAGCGGUGGGGGUGGGAAGGGGUGGAGGGCGGUGGAGUAUGGGGAGCUGGGGGAGUGGGAGUGGAUGACUGUUGCUGCCUUCACCUGCUCGCAGGCUUGCGAUACAACCGAUCUGGUGCACGAAAACGGGAAUACUACGACACAUCUGGCGCAUGAGUUAGGAUAUGGUCCAGCAUGGCUGACUGCAGAGGAAACCAUUGUGGUAGUCAACGACCUGUAGAUCUGGACCAGCAAACGUCAGCCCCAACACAGUUUGUCUAUCAUGAGACCUCCUGUAGUUGAAUCCAACACCUUAUGUAGACUUAGCCUAUAUUUUAUGCGGAUGCAGUCUUGCCGGUGAUGUGUGACUGAACUCAUACCUAGCAUGCAAGCAAUGUACAUGAGAGAUUGAAUCGGAAGCGUGCAUUGCCCCCAAAUUGGUUUUGGGCCUGUCUGAUUCGUCAGAGUCCACUGCCUUCCCUUGGUAUGGGUGUCAGAGUUACCUCCUUGAAAAAGUCUGAAAAAUCAGAGUAGCCUUCGAUUUUUU
This is a messenger RNA of Closterium sp. NIES-67, 2362 nucleotides long. The record is from the annotation of a GenBank genome assembly. NCBI's taxonomy places the organism in Eukaryota, Viridiplantae, Streptophyta, Zygnematophyceae, Desmidiales, Closteriaceae.